Messenger RNA from Talaromyces amestolkiae, 1488 nucleotides. RefSeq lists its product as uncharacterized. NCBI's taxonomy places the organism in Eukaryota, Fungi, Ascomycota, Eurotiomycetes, Eurotiales, Trichocomaceae. The record is from RefSeq and is a predicted model, not a curated record. The transcript has 4 exons. Gene Ontology annotation, biological process: transmembrane transport. The coding region runs from base 1 to 1488 and encodes 495 amino acids. Gene Ontology annotation, molecular function: transmembrane transporter activity.
AUGAGUUCCUUCUCAACAUGCACGUAUGGCGACCCUAAGUUCUGGCCAGCUUACAUCCGGCAUCUGGCCCUUGCCAACGUCUGCAUCAUGGUAUUCAUCGCAAACAUGUACACCGCUGGAAUUGCUACAGGGUUUAGCGAACUGGCCGUCGAAUUCCGGGCCAGUACUGCUCAAUUGACAAGCACAAUCUCAUACCCAGUAUUGGCUUUGGGUGUUGGCAAUCUGUUCUGGACGCCUACAUCGAUUUGUCUUGGGAAGCGGCCUACAAUUAUUGUUGCACUCGUUGUGUUUCUUGCUGGAAAUAUUUGGAGCAUUAAAGCCACCAGUCUUAACAGUUUGAUUGCUUCUCGGGUGGUGGCCGCGUUUGCUGGUGGUAGUAUUGAUUCAUUGGGACCGGCAAUUGUUGCUGACCUUUACAUGGAACGCUACUUUGCCACAGCCAUGGCAGUCUUUUCCUUCUCUCUAUCCGGAGGCUCUCAGUUCGGACCCAUGAUAGCCGGGUUUCUCAUCACCGCUAAAGGAUGGAGAUGGUUCUUCAUCUUGUGCGCCAUUCUCGUCGGCGUCAACUUCGUCUCUAUUUUGUUAUUCUUUCCGGAGACUAACUACCGUCGCGUUCUCUACGAUGAUGCAACUGCCGAAGAAGCCGAUAAACAAGCCAUUCAAAUGCUUGAGUACAAGAACACAGGCAAAGACAGUAACGACGUUCAAGCUUCAUCGGCUGUUGAUCUCAAUCCGGAGUAUGCAGGAUCAUACUGGAAGGAUCUUGUCAGCUUCAGAGAUAGAGGUGUGGAGACCAGGGGAAUCUUGGGCUGGCCGAGACAGUUCUCGCUGCCUUUCCGAUUUAUUUUGGUUCCCCAUGUUCUUUUUGCGACAAUCUCGUAUGGCGUGUUUCUCGCUGGGUGUGUCAUGGUAUCUACAAUUGCGCCCUCAAUUCUCUUCCCACCUCCAUACCUCCUCCAACCCUCGGGGGUCGGACUUUUUUCUCUGGCAUCUUUCAUCGGUAUCGUAGUCGCCUACCCAGUCGCUGGACCCCUGACAGACUCUCUCUCACGUGCUUUACGGCGACGCUACCAUUCAGAAACCCACAACCCCGAAGACCGGCUACCAGCUCUCAUUAUACCAUUCAUCAUCGCACCACCCGGUCUUUUGUUACUAGGUUAUAUCUUCCACGAACAAAAGAGUGUCUACAUCGCUGCCGUCGGGUUUGCAAUGCAAGUCUCUGGUCUUGUUUUGGUGCCAUCUUCCGUCUUGUCGGUCGUGGUCGAUGGCUGGCCUGCGAGUGGCUCCGAGGCUUUGGUGCUGAUCAAUGCGGGUAAGAAUGCGAUUGCGUUUGGGCUUACUUUGAGUACGACAGAUUGGCUAGCUAGUGAAGGGCUGCUCAAAAUGUGUUGGGAGAUGGCUGCUAUUCAGUGGGCUGUUUUGGCACUGGGAACUAUACUAUAUUUCUGGGGACCUUGGUUGAGGAAGAAGACGCAGUGGCUGCUGUGA